Molecule: messenger RNA, 2533 nt
Organism: Patella vulgata (common limpet)
Lineage: Eukaryota; Metazoa; Mollusca; Gastropoda; Patellidae
Exons: 10
Coding region: 246-1838 (530 amino acids)
Source: RefSeq, a predicted model, not a curated record
UUUCAAGCCUGAGUUAUAAUUAUAUUUAUUUUGGUACAGAAUUCUCAAUACUAUGUUGUAUUUGUGUCCAACGAUCAGAUAAAGUUAUAUAUGAAUUGUUAUAAAGAUGGGUUUUGUUAACCGAAGUUGACAACACGUUCCAGAAAAAAAGUUGAAUUACUUGGAAAAGUCUUAAUAACAUUUUGUACGCCUAUAGAUAAGGAUGUAUAUGAAUUGUUGCAAAGAGGUGUUUUAAAACGACAGAUAUGAAGAGAUCUAAUAUAGUUUUACACUUAAUCCUGGAGAUUAUUGGAUUAUACGAUAUCUCAUGUAUUGAUGUGUGGAGAACUGUUUUUCUUGUACAAAGAGGUACAGGAGAAAACAUAUGGAGUUUUUAUAACGAAGCAGCCAGUUUUCGCGAUGAUGUCGACCUUAAUCCAGAUAAGAACUUAAGAAAUCCAAGUCACAUCGCGGCAGACGGCAACUACAAAAGUAACAUCUUUAAUAAAUGGAGUACCCGAACGCCCAAAAAGAUUCGUCUAGCACUACAUAACGAUAAUGGUGGCUUAUUAUGGCAUAUGACCUUUAACGGAAGUGAAACAACGAAAGAUCCUGCCAGUUGGUUUACAGUAGAACGACUAAUAUCAUCGCUUGAUACUACAAUAAUGGAUAAAAAACUUCAAAAUAACUUGGUGCUCAUAUUUAACCAAGACACCAUAUCAGUUCAACAAAAAGAUCAAAACACGUGGCUACAUACUAGCUGGCUAACUGCAUCAUCGGGACCUGAAAUAGCGUUUUCGAGUAGUAGGGCAAUAGCUAGAACCAAGUUAGCUGAUGUGUCGUAUCUACCGAAUAAUCAACUGGUAUUACAGACUACUAAUAUGAUCUACUACAAUGUGGUCGCUGAUAACAGAGCAAUAUGUACUACAACUAGAUAUAUCUAUGGUAUUGGUAUAGAGAAUAGUCUUACAGCCUCUACAUCUAUCGAUUAUGUUCGGUUUCAAACAAGUACAGAGAAAACAUGUUACGCUGGAUUACUUCCUUACAGAAAUAAAUUUGGAGAGGAAGAGGUAUUUCGACCAAACUCUACAAAAGGUGUCAACUAUGUUUUUCCCGUGGCAACAACCAAGUUCAAUACUUUAAGACUAGAUUAUACAAGUCGUGCUUAUGGUAAUAAAAUAUACAGAUUUGAAUGGCGGGGUGGUGAAUUCAUACCAGCUUCUAUAUUAACCAUACAAUGGUCUGAAGAUAGUGUGGCAACUACCGACCAAUUUCAAUAUUUAAUAGUCGACGAUGAAAGUACAUCAAAGCGUAGGCGUAGAUAUACAAGUGCUAGCGACAACAGAGGGUCAGUUAUAGUGUUCGGUUUCUUUGGUAUUGUAAUUCUUCUUGCCAUCAUCAUCAUUAUCGUCAUGCUAGAUGUGGCAACCUUGCAUCGUCAUCUGAGGUUCAUGAAGAAGAAUACCUUUGAUUGUAGACAAAGUUCUAUGAAGAAACUAAAGGUAUUACAGCAAAAAUUUACCAAAUAUUCGAACCAGAAAAACAAAGAUAAACCAAGUGAAUCAGCACCGCCUAAGACGAGCAACAAAAAGGCGCAAGAUAAAAUACGGAAAGUAGUCAAUGUCAGUAUGGCCAGAAAUUCCAUGAAAGGGGAAAGGGUGCCGAAGACAACAUUGGUUAUAGAUAAACCUGUUAAUGCAGUGCCGACAAUUUCUGUUACUAGUACAAGUUUAUCUGUUAAUUCCACUGUUAAUAAAAAUAAUACUUCUAGAAGAGGAAGUACUCUGCCAAUCAGUAAAAGAGGCAGCAUGAAAGUUACCCCAAAUAGACUAGACACUAACUAUGGCAAGCUUAUAUAGACUACACCUGUUUUCAUAUAAGUAAUAAUAUGGGAACACAAAUAAUUAAUUAAUAUUUGAUGAGAAUGUAAGUUUUAUAUAAAUAUGAUGUAGGCUAUAUAAAUUGGUUAUCUUUUCAAUGAAUGUAUACUUAAACUUAUUUUUUAAAAUUUAGUCUUUUUAAGCAUUAGUGAAAUGCAAUUUUGGUCGUGUUUAUGUACUGUGUGCAAAUAUAUACAUGUAUAUAGAAAUGUCAUGUGGGGGAACAUAAUGAAUAUCAUAUGGGGAAAAUAUACAGGAAUGUCAUGGGUAAAUAUAUAAGAAUGUCAUGUGGGGAAAAUAUAUAGGAAUGGCAUGUGGGGAAAUAUAUAAGAAUGUCAUGUGGGAAAAUUUAAUAAGAAUGUCAUGUGUAUAAUAUAUAAGAAUGUCAUGUGGAGAAAAUAUAUAGGAAUGUCAUGUGGGGAAAUAUAUAACAAUGUCAUGUGGGAAAAAUAUAUAAGAAUUCAUGUGGGAAAGACAUAUAAGAAUGUCAUGUGGGAAAGACAUAUAAGAAUGUCAUGUGGGGAAAAUGUAUAGGAAUGUCAUGUGGGAAAAAUAUAUAGGAAUGUCAUGUGUUUUGACAAUAACGGUUUUACUUUGUAAUGAACAUUUUAUUAUGAUAAACAUUAAAUCAAUAAUAACGUAAUGCAAUAAAUAGGCAUAUAAUAUUCUCGUGA